AUGGAUGGAUGGAUGGAUGCUGUUGCUGCUGCUAUUACUGCUGUUGCUGUUGUUGAUGCUACUGCUGCGGGGCUGCGCUCGCGUACACCAAAUGCUGGGUAUGGAUGGGCCUUUGCAGUUAAAUGUGUAAUGCAGGGAAGAGUCCCAUACAUGCAUACACAGACACGGGCAGGUGAACAGAUAAACAGACACGCACUAACGCACAACUAUGAACGUACGUAUGCUCUGAGACACGCACUCUUCAUAGAACAGGAAGAGAUAGACGUAACGUGUACACGCAGAGAGGGAAGCAACAGACACGCAUGGAAGGAAGAAUAA
Thelazia callipaeda (thelaziosis nematode) is the source of this 318-nucleotide messenger RNA. NCBI's taxonomy places the organism in Eukaryota, Metazoa, Nematoda, Chromadorea, Rhabditida, Thelaziidae. The record is from the annotation of a GenBank genome assembly.